GCUGUUCCUCGAUCUGGGGUGGCUCGAACCCAUCCUUCCCGUACACGACGAACAGCAAGGGAGAGGGCCCUGCCUGGGCAAACUCCUUGUUCGAAGACAAUGCUGAGUUCGGCUUCGGCAUGCGCAAGGCCUUUAAGCAGCGCCGCGACUACCUCGCAUUGCAAGUGGAGGACACCUUGGCGGAUCAGUCCGUGAAGAUGUCUGACGAAUUGCGCCAGGCCCUGCAGCAGUUCUUGGUGAUGCGCAAGGAGCAGAUGCACGACCUCUUGCUGCCAAAAGGCCGCAGCAUCUACCAUCAGAUCAUGGAGAAGCUCGUGCCGUUGCUGGAGAAGGAGAAGGGCACGCAUCCAAAGAUCCACAACCUCUACGACUUGGAAGACAUGUUCGGCCGCAGCAGCUUCUGGAUCGUUGGCGGAGACGGCUGGGCCUACGACAUCGGCUACGGUGGCUUGGACCACGUGAUUGCCAGCGAGGAGCACGUGAACAUUCUC
Symbiodinium necroappetens is the source of this 491-nucleotide messenger RNA. The record is from the annotation of a GenBank genome assembly. Lineage: Eukaryota; Dinophyceae; Suessiales; Symbiodiniaceae.